Messenger RNA from Cyclocybe aegerita, 2913 nucleotides. Lineage: Eukaryota; Fungi; Basidiomycota; Agaricomycetes; Agaricales; Hemipholiotaceae. The record is from the annotation of a GenBank genome assembly.
AUGCACUUCCAGGACGUCGUCAAGAGCCCUUACUUCCUCCAAAUAGCACCCUUUCUUGUCCUUUUCGUCUUCCCGGCUCUUAUUCUCUUUGCAGCAACACAACUUCGCCGUCUCAGCCUUAACCUCAAUUUCUUGAGAAGCCUGAGCAUGGGCCUCGAAAGCUUGGGCAUAUUGCCUUGGCUGUGGUCCAGCUCGUCUUCGCAAUCCUCUCACUCGAGCUCACAUGGUCGACGACACAAGCGAAAGUCUAGCGGAAGCGGUGGUUCAAAGUCGAAGAGUGUCAGAACUCGGGCAGAGCAAAUUGCAAUGACGAAUGUGGGGAAGCGCACACAGGAAGACAAAUCAAUGACAGAAUAUGAGUAUGACGAAGCGCAAUACUAUUCUGGACUCGUCAAUAUCUCGGGCACAUACUGCUUCAUGAACUCUACCCUCCAGGCACUCUCUUCUCUCACCUGUCUGCAACCCCACAUUGAUUCAAUACAUGCAAAGGCGGAGGCCCUCGACGUUCCGACACCUGUCAUUGAUGCACUGCAGGAGCUGUUCCAUAAUCUCAACACCCCGAAGUCUUCGUACCACUCACUGCGACCUCAUGGCAUCAUUGCUGCACUAUCGAAUCCCUCGCCGAAUCCCUCAGGCUUCAACAGGCCCGCUGCUUCCUCGCUGUUCAACUCGCGAGAGCACCAAGACGCCCAAGAACUUUUCCAGCUCGUCUCAGAAUGCAUCAAGAACGAGAUGAUUGCCGUAGAUCGAGAAGGCCUCAGAGAUAGAGGCAUGGCCGGCGUGCUCGACUUCAGCAGGCCAUCAAAGUCAAAGGAGGACGAAGACGAGUUACGCGGACUCACCAGCAAGAGCGUCUUCGACGGCCUAACCGCGAACCGUCGGAGCUGCGUCAUGUGCGGCUACACCGAGGCCGUCAUGCACUUUGGGUUCGACAACUGGCAGCUCGCCGUGCCACGCCUCGCGACCUCGUGUCGACUAGAAGACUGCCUCGAAGACUAUACGCGACUCGAGAUCCUCAAGGACUGUAUCUGCCGGAAGUGCUCCGUAGUCGCGACGCAUAAACGGCUUCUCCAGGAACUGAAGACGCUAGAAGAGGCACUUGCUCCAACGGGUCCAGCCCCGACGCCGACGCCGUCGUCCUCAUCCACAUUUUCCCCCGACUCGCCUGUGGCCUCGUCGUCUGCCAUGCCCUCCUCUUCGGGUUCGCCGCAUAAGAGUAAACCUUCUCAAUCGAAGAAAAAGAGGUACAAAGAAGUUAAGAAGAUGGAGCAACGUGUAAAGAUUGCCCUGGCCGAGGGUAGGAUCGAAGACGAGGCCCUUUUCGAGGGAAUUAGAAUGGAGAAAGUUUUUAGCGCGGCUUCGACUAAGCAAGCGAUGAUUGCACGACCGCCUCCAGUUCUCGCCCUGCAUCUAAACAGAUCAGUACACUAUGGCCAAUACGCCGCCAAAAACACCAUCCGAGUUCACUUCCCCGAAGUUCUCGACCUCACGCCUUACACAACAUCCGGCAGCCUCUCGACCAUCCCAACCUCCUCCAUAUCCACAACCCCUCCGCCACCUAAUUUCUACCAAACAAGAUCAUCAGCCGAAGUUCCCAGCUCCGGCUCGAGUGCCGUGAGCGGCAGCGGCAGCGACGCAGCAUCAAGCCAACCUCGACGAUCAACAACACCAACACCGGAGACAUAUGCUCCUGGGACACAGCGGACGAUAUACAGGCUUGCAGCCGUUGUGUGUCACUACGGCCAGCACUCAUUCGGGCACUACAUCUGCUACCGACGAAAACCACGCCGGAUAGGCGGUAAAUGGGCGCCGCCAACGCUCGUCGACCCUCUUCGGUUCGAGACAGACGAAGAAGACUCGGACGGAGAGGCGGAGGCAACCCCGAACGGCGAUGCUCAUCCUACACCUUCGUCAUCACAGAAGAAGCCCAACGGCAAGGCGCCGGACUACUCAACCGGGCCGCGGUAUCACUGGGAAGACCGGACGGAGGAAGAUGCAGGGCGCAACCGGGGGUGGCUACGGAUCAGCGACGACUCGGUGGCGGAGUGCGGGAUCGAGAGCGUGCUCGCGGAGGGUAGCGGGGCGUUCAUGCUCUACUACGAGCGUGCUGUGCACCCUAAACCUGGUAUCUACCUCCGGGGGCGGGGCCGAGGACUUUCGUCGGAGGCCAAAGGCAAGGGUAGCAAUGGACACGCAAAUGGAAUGAGGAGGUCGAGGAGUGCGAGCAGGAAGCGGAGGGAGGCAGAAGGCAACGAGAACACGGAUGGUGCGGAGACAGAUGGGGAUGCGUUCAGCAUUGGUUCGGAGGAGACACUCAAGCCGGAGAUGAGAGUUGUGGACCUGCAUGGGAGCGUGGGGUCGCUGAUCAGCGAGGUGGGGGUUGGAGUGAUGAAGACACCGAAGAAAGACAAAGAGAAGGAGCGCGCGAGGGCUGAGAAGGAGAAGGAACGGGAGAGGGAGAAGGCAAGAGAGAAGGAAAGGGAGAAGGAGAGGGAGAGGGCCAUGAGCAUGAGCAUGCAGCUGCCCUCUUCUUUCUCUUCUGCUUCGUCGUCGUCGUCGUACACUAGCAGCACCAAACCUUUUGGCCCGCGGGUCAUUAGGAGCGUCACUGCUGGUCGGUCGCGCUCAACUACGCCCGCGAGCAGCCGUAUCUCUACCGAUACCAACCCCACUUCCUCUAAUCAACCCAAGCUCGUCAACGGCGACGCAGCACACGGGCAUAAUCACCACCCCGAACUCGAGGAUGGCGCAGAGGUGCCUCCGGAGAUGGUAGCGUCCGCACCCUCCAUCCUGGCAUCGACUUCGUCCAAGUCGUCGUCGUCGAGCCAUUGUUCGAGUUCUGGGUUAGGUUCGAAGUCGACAUUGGUGAUGCACCACCCGCCGCCGAGUUCUAUUGGGGUGAAAGCCCGAUAA